Molecule: messenger RNA, 2616 nt
Organism: Rhizophagus irregularis DAOM 181602=DAOM 197198
Lineage: Eukaryota; Fungi; Glomeromycota; Glomeromycetes; Glomerales; Glomeraceae
Source: RefSeq, a predicted model, not a curated record
AUGGCGAAUCUGACUUGCUCAGAUAUACUAAUAUCUCAAGAAGAUAAUGAAAACGAUCUUAGAAUUAUAAUGACGGGAGGUUUAAUUGGACAUUGUUUAACUGACAAUGCAAAGGUUAUUCCAUUUACAAAUGUGGAUGAACUUGGACCCGACCAAAUUAAAUAUCUACAAGAAACGGAUACUGGUAUCAAAAAAAUUGAUGACGAAACUUUUCAAAAUCAAGAGGUUCAUUCACUAAAGUUGGCUGAUUAUGAAAUGGAUGGAAAUGAGAUACCACGUAAAAAUGGAAGUGUGAGUAAAUGGGUUAAUGUCAAAAAUAAAAAUGAAGAAUUUGCGUUCAAGAGUAUCUCUAAUAAAGAGUACCAAAUGAUCAUACAAAAUCAAACUACAAUUCUCAAAAAACUUCAUGAUUGCAAUAAUAUUAUAAAAUUUUAUGGGCUUAUUCCCGAUGGAAAUAAAUGGUAUUUUGUGACUGAAUGGGCUGAAUAUGGAAAUUUACGUGAAUUUUAUACAAACCAUAAAGACCGAUUCAACCUUAUAUUAAAAUUACGUAUAUCUCUUGAUAUUGCUCGUGGAUUAAAUUUUCUAAGUAAUGUAGAGAUUUUUCAUCAUGAUAUUAGAUCUGAAAAUAUAUUAAUUGCAAUUAAUGAGACAGCAAAACUUGCGAAUCGUUCAUUGAACGCAAUUACAUUAAAACAAGACCAAAAUUUAGAACGAGCUCGCUAUUGCGCCCCCGAAUUAUUGAAGAAUUCCAAUGCCAAAUAUAAUAAUAAGUGUGAGGUUUAUAGUUUUGGAAUUUUACUUUGGGAAAUUGUUGAAGAAAAAGCUCCGUAUGAAAAUUAUAAGGAUAUUAUAGAAAUAGGAAAUCUUGUGAGUGAAAAAUAUCGAGAACCAUUUUCUGAAAAUAAUCAAAUUCCAGAAAAAUUCAAAAAUUUGGUAAUUAAUGCUGUUAAUCAUGAUCCAGAAUUCAGGCCAAACAUUAUAGAAAUGCUUAAAGUUCUCAACAAUUGUUUUGAAGAUUCUAAAUCCGAAGCUUUUCAUACAUCAAAUGUUUUACAAAACCAAAGAUCAUCAGAACCUACUCCUACUAUCCCUAAAUUAAUUACUCAUGAUGUAAUGAUAGAAUCAAAAGCUCCAGUGCUUGUUCCAUUUCUAAAAUUUAUUCCCUUAAUUAAAGAAAUUGGAGCUAUUUUUGACGAAAUCAUCGAUGUAGUAGAAGCUGCUGAGCAUAAUAAAAGAACUUGUAAAUUAUUAGAAAACCGAGUUCAAGUUGCAGAUUUAGUCGUAAAAAAACUUAGAAAAGACAAAGAACUUAAUGAGGAAUUUUUUAUUAAUAAAAAUUUUUCAUAUUUACAAGAUUUAACUGAAAUUAUAAGACGAAUUAAAAAAUUUAUAUCAGAAGUUUCUCAAGUGAAAACUUUGGUAAAAUAUAUUAGAGCGAAAAAUAUUGAGAAAACUUUUGCAGAAUUAUGUAAAGAAUUUGAUAGUUCUUUUAACUUAUUGUCUGUUUCUAUUGACGCUAAAAUUUUGGGACAAUUAAAGUCCAUUGACGAUAAUAUUCUUAAACGAUCAAAAUCCAUUGAAGACGAGCUUAAAGAAUUAAAAGCCGAUCAAGAUGAGUUUGCUAAACAUCUACACGAUAUGGUAGCUGGUAUUAGUAUUGACGUAAAGGGCAGUGGAGAUGGCGUAAAAGAUAUUGGAGAUGAUCCGAAAGAGAUUAAAAACUGUUUCAAAGACUUAAGCGAUCAGUUUUCUUCAACUGUUGUAAAAGUCAAUAUAAUGAAUAAUACAAUGGAAAAAUUGAUGUCUGAGCCUUCUCAAAAUCAAAAAAAAAUUGAUAAUAUCUUUCAAGUAAAUCCGCUAAAAAUAUCUGAUUAUAUACAGGAUGAUAAUGAGAAACCACGUGAAAAUGGACGUGUAGCUAAAUGGUUUAACAUAAGAAUUAAAUGUGAAGUCGCUUUUAAAACUAUCUCUGAGAGUGAAGACCAAAAGCUUGUACAAAAUCAAGUUAUAAUUCUUAAAGAACUACAUGAUUGUCAAAAUAUUAUAAAAUUUUAUGGACUUACUUGUGAGGGAAAUAAAUGGUAUUUGGUGACUGAAUGGGCUGAAUAUGGUAAUUUACGUGAAUUUUAUACAAACUAUAAAGACCGAUUCGACGUUGAAUUAAAAUUACGUGUGUCUCUUGAUAUUGCUCGUGGAUUAAAUUUUUUAAGAGCCGUUGAGAUGGUUCACCGUGAUAUAAGGGCUGAGAAUAUAUUAAUUACAUUCAAUGGGACAGCAAAAAUUGCAAAUUUUAAAUUAAGUCGUUACUUAAAUGCAUCUACAUUUAAUCAAAAGCAAAAUUUAGAACGAGUUCGUUAUUGUGCACCUGAGUUGCUGGAGAGAGCUCCAAAUUGCAAAUAUGAUCAAAAAUGUGAGGUUUAUAGUUUUGGAAUCUUACUUUGGGAAAUUGCUGAAGAAAGAAUUCCAUAUAAAGGUAUCGAUGAUAUUGUGGAUAUAACUGAUAAGGUGCGUAAUAAAAUGUAUAGAGAACCAUUUUCUGAAAAUAACCUAAUGCCAGUGGAAUUUAAAAAAUUAGAGAUUGAAGGAUGUCUGAAUAUGAAAACCAUUAGAUAA